Molecule: messenger RNA, 8131 nt
Organism: Pongo pygmaeus (Bornean orangutan)
Lineage: Eukaryota; Metazoa; Chordata; Mammalia; Primates; Hominidae
Gene: APOL6
Product: apolipoprotein L6
Exons: 4
Coding region: 476-1507 (343 amino acids)
Biological process (GO): lipoprotein metabolic process; lipid transport
Cellular component (GO): extracellular region; membrane
Molecular function (GO): lipid binding
Source: RefSeq, a predicted model, not a curated record
GAUUUCCUGGAAGAGCCCGAGAGCUUUGCUUUUUCUUUCCCGCAGCACUUAACCGAAGCCAGUUUGCAAUCAAUUCCCGCUCAAAAGCCACCCUACUCUUCCUAUCCGUCUUUCUCCAGCCCAGACACUCAAAGCCCCCUGCCGGACCAGGGGACCUCGGAGAGGCAAGGACCAGAGGUUCAGGAUCUUCCUCUCCCUCGGGACCCGAGGCCACAAAGGAGAGCUCCGUGGGGAGAAGCACUUAACCGAAGCCAGUUUGCAAUCAAUUCCUGCUCAAAAGCCACCCUACUCUUCCUAUCCGUCUUUCUCCAGCCCAGACACUCAAAGCCCCUGCCGGACCAGGGGACCUUGGAGAGGCAAGGACCAGAGGUUCAGGAUCUUCCUCUCCCUCGGGACCCGAGGCCACAAAGGAGAGCUCCGUGGGGAGAAGAAAAUCAUUUGACUCCUGGGGACGCAGAUUGGCUGCCAGAGGCUGAUGGACAACCAGGCAGAGAAAGAAAGCGAGGCUGGUGUUGGUUUGCAAAGGGAUGAGGAUGACGAUCCUCUGUGUGAAGAUGUGGAGCUACAAGAUGGAGAUCUGUUCCCCGAAGAAAAAAUAUUUUUGAGAGAAUUUCGCAGAUUGAAAGAAGAUCUAAAAGGGAACAUUGACAAGCUCCGUGCCCUCGCAGACGAUAUUGACAGAACCCACAAGAAAUUCACCAAGGCUAACAUGGUGGCCAACUCUACUGCUGUCAUCUCUGGAGUGAUGAGCAUCCUGGGUUUAGCCCUUGCCCCAGCAACAGGAGGAGGAAGCCUGCUGCUCUCCACCGCUGGUCAAGGUUUGGCAACAGCAGCUGGGGUCGCCAGCUUCGUGAGUGAUAUGUUGGAACGCUCCAAAAAUAAAGAAGCCCAAGCACAGGCUGAAGACAUACUGCCCACCCAUGACCAAGAGGACGGGGAGGAUGAGGAAGAGAAGGCAGACUAUGUCACAGCUGCUGGAAAGAUUAUCUAUAAUGUUAGAAACACCAUGAAGUAUGCCAAGAAAAACAUCCGUGCAUUUCAGAAACUCAGAGCCAACCCACGCUUGGCCAAUGCUGCCAAGCGUUUUGUGACCACUGGCCAAGUCUCCUCCCGGAGCGGCGCGCAGGUGCAAAAGGCCUUUGCAGGAACAACACUGGCGAUGACCAAAAAUGCUCGCAUGCUGGGAGGUGCGAUGUCCGCCUUCUCCCUUGGCUGUGACUUGGCCGCUCUCUCAAAGGAAUGGAAGCACCUGAAGGAAGGAGCAAGGACAAAGUUUGCAGAAGAGUUGAGAGCCAAGGCCUCGGAGCUGGAGAGGAAACUCACAGAACUCACCCAGCUCUACAACAGCUUGCAGCAGAAAGUGAGGUCAAGGGCCAGAGGGGUGGGGAAGGAUUUAACUGGGACCUGUGAAACCGAGGCUUACUGGAAGGGGUUAAGGGAGCAUGUGUGGAUGUGGGUGUGGCUGUUUGUGUGUCUGUGUGUCUGUGUGUAUGUGCAGUUUACAUGAAUGUUCCUCAGGACAUGGCAUACAAUGGCCUUGGAGGUCCAAAUAAUAUCAAGUACAUCUUGGAGAUGAGGGUGCCUGUCCUGGACAGACCUGGGCAUGCCUUCUGUUUCUCCUUCAAUGCUCCUCAAGGCCUAUGUGCUGGGAAAAGGGUCUUCCCUGUUUGUUUGUUUGUUUGUUUGUUUUGAGACGGGGUCUCUGUUGCCCAGGCUGGAGUGCAGUGGCGUAAUCUCAGCUCACUGCAACCUCUGCCUCCUGAGUGCAAGCAAGUCUCCUGCCUCAGCCUCCCAGGUAGCUGGGAUUACAGGCACGUACCACCACACCCAGCUAAUUUUGGUACUUUUAGUAGAGACAGGGUUUCACCAUUUUGGCCAGGCUGGUCUCGAAUUCCUGACCUCAAGUGAUCCACCCACCUUGGCCUCCCAAAGUGCUGAGAUUACAGGCAUGAGCUACCCUGCCCAGCUAGGUCUUCCCAGUUUUAACAAAGAGGUCACUGAACCGCAGGGGGAGUUAGGAACUAAAUUGUCUCCUCCUCCAAAUUCAUAUGUUGAAGUCCUAAACCAAAAUGUGGCUGUAUUUAGAGAUGGACUCUUUGGGAGGUAAUUAGGGUUGAAUGAGGCCAUAGGGUGAGGUCCUAACCCGAUGGAAUUGACUUCCUUAUAAGAGGAGGAGGAAAUACAAGAGGGCCUCCCCACCCCUGCUGCACACCUGCACUGAAGGAAGGCUAUUUGCAGACGCAGCAAGAAGGCAGCCAUCUCCAAGGCAGAAGAAGAGAGCCCUCACCAGGAACGGAAUGAGUCAGUCAGUCUGGGACUUCCAGCCUCUAGAACUGUGAAACAAAUUUCUGUGGUGUAAGCAACUCAAUCUAUGGUAGUUUGUUACUAUUUUGUUAUAGCAACCAAAGAUGACUAAGCCAGGCAGGUUAUGUCACUCGCCAAGUGUCUUAGUCUGUUUGUGCCGCUAUAACAAAAUACCUUAGACUGGGUAAUUUACAAACAACAGAGAUGUAUCCAGAGAUCCACAGUUCUGGAGGCUGGGAAGUCUAAAAUCAAGGCACCAGCAGAUUCCACAUCUCGUGAAAUCUCACUCUCUGCUUCACAGAUGGCACUGUCUUGCUGUGUUCUCACAUGGCAGAAGGGGCAAACAAGCCCCCCUGGGCCUCUUUUAUAAAGGCACUAGUUCUAGGCCUAAAGGCAGGGCCCUCAUGACUCUAUCACCUACUGAAAGGCUCCAGUUCUUUAUACUAUUGGAGAGGUAGAAGGAACUUCCUUUCUAGACCUCGAAGGUUUAAGAAUUUGAAUCUAUAAAACAAGCUGACAAUAGACAGAUUAACAAGAGAAAAGGCAAAUACAUUUUUUAAUGUGGGCCAGAUGGCAGAAGCUUAAAUAGCACUCCAAGCUACAGGAAGUGAGGCCUCUGAUGGGGAGGUAGUGACACAGGCUGUGGGAGGGGGUAGGGGGAGGAAGUGUGUGGUGAGCAAAGUUUGCCUUAUUACACUGAUAAAGUGUAAUUACACUAAUAAAGGUGGAUCACCUGAGGUUAGGAGUUUGAGAACAGCCUGGCCAACAUGGCAAAACCCUGUCUCUACUAUAAAUACAAAAAUUAGCCGGGUGUAGUGGCAGGGCACUUGUAAUCCCAUCUACUCGGGAGGCUGAGGCAGAAGAAUUGCAUGAACCCAGGCUGUAAAGGUUGCAGUGAGCCAAGGUCGUGCCACUGCACUCCAGUCUGGGUGACAGAAUGAGACUCCAUCUCAAAAAAAAAAAAAAAAAAAAAAAAUACAGUCAUGUAUCUCUUGGUGACAGGGAUGCAUUCUGAUAAAUGUGUCAUUAGGCAAUUGCAUUGUGGUGUGAUUAUCAGAGUGUGCUUAUACAAAACUUAGAUGGCAUAGCCUACUGCACACCUAGGCUAUAUGGGAGAGCCUGUUGCUCCCAGGCUACGCACCUGUACAGCAUGUGACUACUGAAUACUAUAGGCAAUUGCAGCACAAUGGGAAAUAUUUGUGUAUCUAAACAUAUGUUAACAGAGAAAAAGGAAAGUGAAAAUAUGGCAUAAAAGUUAAGAAUUGGCUCUCCUGUACAGGGCACUUACUAUGAAUGGAGCUUGCAGGGCUGAGAGUUGCUCCAGAUGAGUCAGUGAGUGGUGAGUGAAUGGGAAGGCCUAGGACAUUACUGUAUACUACUGUAGGCUUUAUAAACACAGCACACUUAGGGUACACAAAAUGCAUAUUAAAACAUUUUCUUCCUUCAGUAUAUUAGGCAAUAGGAAUUUUUCAAGUCCACUAUAAUCUUAUCAAACCAUGGUUGUAUAUGCAGUUGACCGAAACAUUGUUAUUGGACACAUAACUGUAGUUGAAAGAAUAAGCAAAAAGUCUAUCUAGGUGUGGUGUCUUGAGCAACUUUUAAUUAUUCUCCUGUCCUGCAAUAUGAGUUAAUCUUCUCUGAUUGAUGUAGAUUCCAGGAAGGGGUGUCCAGGACAAUUGCCUUCCUUCUGGAGAAACUUCCCUUAAUCAAAUAAGAGAACUUCAAAGAAAAUCCCUCCCUGUGCUUUGGAAGGGAAGGGAAGUGGGCAGCAGUGGGUCAGAGAGAGACCUUUGUUCUCUUAUUUCUGAGGCCCUUCAGUCUCUUUUAUUCAAAGCACUCAACAUGCCAAAGCACCCUAUUUUAGGGUAUCUUUUUCUGAGCCCUAAACACUGUCACAUUGGGGAUGUCAACUGUGAAAGGAAAAUAUCUUGGGGACCAAGAAUCACUAAGGAAAACUCAAGCUUAGAGAAACUUCUUAGGGCAAACCCACCUCCCACUCUAUUCAAAGUUAUCCCUCUGCUCACUGAGAUAGAUACAUAACUGAUUGCCUCCUUUGGGAAGGCUAAUCAGAAACUCAAAAGAAUGCAACCGUUUGUGUCUCACCUAUCUGUGACCUGGAAGCUCCCUCCCCACGGAACCAAUGUUCUUCUUACAUAUAUUGAUUAAUAUCUUAUGUCUCCCUAAAAUGUAUAAAACCAAGGUAUGCCCCGACCAUCUUGGCCACAUGUCGUCAGGACUUCCUGAGUCUGUGUCACAGGUGUGUCCUCAACCUUGGCAAAAUAGACUUUCUAAAUUAACUGAGACCUGUCUCGGAUUUUCUGGGUUCACAUUUUGGAAACCAUGAAUGGAUUCUGGAUGGAGAUGCCUCUGACCCUUGACAAAUCUAUCAGUGCUUGGUACCAGCAUGAGCUAACUUUAUGGCUCAAACCAAUAGGACAAUUUGCUGAGGUCUGAGAGGACUCCCUCCAGAAAAUCCCUGAUCUCUUAAAAUUUGGUAGAGAUCGGAAGUUUAUUUUGCUGUACAACACCUCUUUUUUUGGAGUUUUACUUGCUCCUAACAAGGAAGGCAAGUUUUCCUGCUUUCAUGAUGAUGGAAGGCAGGUGAUGUUUUUAUGGAGUUUCAGCUCUCUUCCAAUGCACUUAGAGCACUCAGAAAUUGUAUAAUUUGUGUGACCAUUGUUAGUUUUGCUUUACUGUUUUGUUGUUUGUUUCUGUCUUAGUCAAAUCUGAAGGGGAACCCUAAAUUACAGGGUCAAGGACUCUGAAGUGGUAGGAAAAUAGCCAGCUUAAAACAUUUUUUUUUAAAUUUUAAUUACUAUAGGGGCUUUAUUUACAUAACAAAACCACCUUUUUGCUAGCCAGACCAAACUGAAAGAGCAAUGGCUGUAAUUCUGAAAUAGCAACAAUUUUGUCCUAGCUGAGAUUUGGUAAUAAGAUUUUUAAGCACAUACAGGAAGAUACAUGGAUGUAAUAACCUUGAUUUUAAAAAAAUUAGCUUUUUCUUCCCUAAGCAAACCAAAACUUAAGCAGGUAGGCUUAUGGAAGUUAUAUUUUAUAAUCAAGAUUAAAUCUUAUAGUUUGUUUACAAAAUUUUGAAAAUCAAAUGUGAUUGGCUUCAUGCUGGUUUUAUUAGGGCUUCUUGUUUAGAAAGUUAAGUCACCUCUCUCAAAGAAUGAAGGUUUUUGCUUUUUGUGAAAUCCUUGAAUUAUCACUUGGAUUAAAUAAAUGACUUUACAAUGACCUGUAAUUUUAUUUUGUAAUAUCAAGUGUUUUAAACCUUUUGUAUUUGACAAGCUUUCCAAAAUCCAAUUAUAAAUUAUGUAUUUUUCUAACCUAAUUAAUCCUUUAAGAUAUUAGUUUCCCUAAAGUCCUAAAAUGACAUAAUUUGGCUUAUUUGGUAUAAAAAUUAUCCAGGAAGCAUUGUCAAAUGUGAAAUGGUGUUUGGUUUUCUUUGGGCUGUAUUUGUAUAAAUAUGUUCUUGGUAUAUGUUCCAAAAUUAUGUGAAACUCCUAUAAUUCUGAUAUAACUUAGUGUACAUUAUCAGUAAUAAUCAUCAUUGUUAUAUUAAAAUUAUUGUGUGCCACAGAGGUAACAAAUUUCCUUGUCAGUUUUGUCUUUUGACUAUGGCUGCCUUAAAACUUUUUUCUUCCAUGCACAAUUGUUGUUUUGGUCCUGUUUUUUAAAUAUAUUUUUGUUAUUAUUUUUGAGAUGGGGACUCACUCUGUUGCCCAGGCUGGAGUGCAGGGGCAUGAUCUUGGCUCACUGCAACUGCCACCUCCCAGGUUCAAGCGGUUCUCCUGCCUCAGCCUCCCGAAUAGCUGGGAUUACAGACAUGCACCACCAUGCCCAGCUAAUUUUUUUGUAUUUUUAGUAGAGAUGGGGUUUCACCAUGUUGGCCAGGCUGGUCUUGAACUCCUGACCUCAGGUGAUCAGCCCACCUCGGCCUCUCAAAGUGCUGGGAUUACAGAUGUGAGCCACACACCUGGCCUAUUUUGGUCCUCUUUAGAAGGUGGUUUUAUAAUCAGCUAUAAAACUCCAACAGGUGCUCUUACAUGCAGGUUUCUGAUAACUUUGGAGAUUGUGACAUCAGAAUAGAGGGAAAAGUUUCGGGACUCAUGGAGAGCUAAAAUGUUCAUGAGUAUCAAGCAGAACAGGAAUUAAUAGCAUAGACUGAACCAAUCUUUUUGACUUUUUGCUUAAAAUGUUUGCUGAUCCUUUGUUUUGUGUUUCAGUCUUAAAACUUUUCUUUUGAGCUAUUGACAGCUUUUAACAAUUUAGUAUACUCCUAUGACAAAAUUUGGAGCAUAUUUGUUUCUGUCUACCUGAUUUCUCCAGAAUUCAGAAACUAUUUGUAAGUAUUCUUAACUUACGGUGAUACAGUUAUUUGCAUAAGUGCAAUAAGAAUCUGUUCUAAUUUGUAACAGGACACGAUUGGAGAAAUUGGUUGUUUUUACUAAGGCUUUGACUGGAAUGGUGUGCUUUUCUUUAAGGAAUCAAACUUGACUUAUGGAACCAAUAAAGUCCUUGGAAAAACUGGCCCCAUAUUUUGUGUACACAGUUUCUGUACAGGAUUUCUGACCUGUAGUAAGUAAAGAAUGUCACUUUCUGACAGGCACAUAAGCCCCAGGUUUACCUCAGAACCUCAAGAGGAGAGGAAAUUCACCCAAUUCAUAAGUAUUUGAUGGCACAAAUCCAUGGUUGGGCAUGACUUUAAAAAAGUCUUAUCUGAGAUUCCUCUGUGGAACAAAGUUAAUUGGUUCCAGAGGUUCAAAGCCAGAGUUGCUGUCAGUUCAUUGGUAGAGAUGCCAUCACUUGGCAAGUGUUCUGAAAACAUCUUAUCUGAAUAACAGCAGUCCUGGAGAACAUCUAGGGAUCUAGCAAAGCGAGAGAUACAUGAAGGACAUAAAAACGUUUUUAGAAAUUCCUUGGAAACAGUUCUCCUUUCAGACAUGUAAGCAUGAGCCAGGAUGAAAAGUGAUUUCAUCCUGGUAUCUGCAACUUUCACAUUCAUUAGGUUUCAACAUAUAAACUUUCAGGGGACACAGACGUUCAGACUAUAGCACCAAGCUGUAGAAGCUACAUAGUGGAAGACCAGGGUCAGCAAACCCAAGAAGCCUGACUUCCAAGCUGUGCUUUUAACUGCCCCACCAUGUUGCUCCUAAAGCUUUGGAGUUUUCCUGUGAUUAGUGUUUUUGGUGAUGGUUUGGUUUUUUUCUUACAGGAACUCUUGCAAGAAGAAAGGACUAUGAGUUCAACUUUGGAGGGAGCCAUGGGGACUAAAUAAAAUUCUGAGGCCCCCUCAACCAUCUAAAUGGACUGACUUCCUUCUGGGCCAGGACACUUGAAAAUUAAACCUGAAAGACUGGUUCAGGCCAUGAUGGGAAGUGGGAGUCGAACAUGCCUCAUCAUACCCUCCAGCAUUAACAUCAACACAGACCUUAAGGCUGAUAAGAAGCAUUUACAAUCUAUUCUCUCUGAAGUUUAGUACCUGGAGGCUUCAUCUGCAUGAUAAAACUUUGGUCUCCACAACCUCUUAUAACCCAGGCAUUCCUUUCUAUUGAUAAUUACUCUUUCAACCAAUUGCCAAUCAGAAAAUUGUUAUAUCUACAUAUAAUCUAGAAGCCCCCACAUCAAGUUGUUUCGCCUUUCUGGACAGGACCAAUGCAUAUCUUAAAUGUAUUUGAUUGAUCUCUCAUGUCUCCCUAAAAUGUAUAAAACCACGCUGUUUCCCGACUACCUGGAGCACAUGUUCUCAGGGUCUCCUGAGGGCUGUGUCACAGGCCAUGGUCACAUAUUUGGCUCAGAAUAAAUCUCUUCAAAUACUUUA